Messenger RNA from Fraxinus pennsylvanica, 534 nucleotides. Lineage: Eukaryota; Viridiplantae; Streptophyta; Magnoliopsida; Lamiales; Oleaceae. The record is from the annotation of a GenBank genome assembly.
AUGGCAAAUCCAGCAGAAGUUUCAGCAAUUGGACAAAUUAGAAUGCAUCUUCUUGGAGAGUUUUAUCCAACAGAGCUUUCAUUUACUACUGAGGUCGAAAGAACUAGUAGCGUAAAUUCAUCAUUUUCAAGCUCUCACUCUGAGUAUUCAGUUUCGAUUUCUGAUUAUUUCAUGGAUCUUGAGCAGAAUGAAUUUGAUUUUAGCGACUUUUCAAGUCCCGAGUCUGUAGAUUUGGGGCAAAAUCAAUUAAAUCGACCAAUUAUAGACCUCACUACACCAAAGGUGCAAACAUUAACAGAGAGGAAGCCUUCUUUGAAGAUUGAAUUGACAGUGGUGAAGAAAGUCAACAUGAACGACUUCUUCGAGUCGACUCAGUUGAACUCAGUGGCGAAGUUGCAGGCCAACUCCAUUGUGGAGGAGAAGAAUCAUUACAGAGGAGUAAGCCAGGGGCGGUGGGGCUUACGUGUCUGGCUUGGGACAUUCGACACUGCCAUCGAAGCCGCCAAGCUUAUGACAGAGCGGCAUUCAAGAUAA